Manihot esculenta (cassava) is the source of this 414-nucleotide messenger RNA. RefSeq lists its product as uncharacterized. Bases 1 to 414 code for a protein of 137 amino acids. The transcript has a single exon. NCBI's taxonomy places the organism in Eukaryota, Viridiplantae, Streptophyta, Magnoliopsida, Malpighiales, Euphorbiaceae. Gene Ontology annotation, molecular function: RNA-DNA hybrid ribonuclease activity; nucleic acid binding. The record is from RefSeq and is a predicted model, not a curated record.
AUGUCUCCUAUGGGCCCAGACUUGUUCAAAAUAAAUUUUGAUGCUGCUGUGAAUAGACGUGAUAAUUGUGGAAUUACUUAUGCCAUUGCUAAAGAUCACCAACUUCAACCAAGAGGUUGGUCAUGUAAGAAAGUGUAUGUAAUCUUAGAUCUGCUUGUAUUGAAAUCCUUAGCUUGUCGUGAAGCAUUGUUACCGACUCAAGCUAAAGGCUUUUACAAAGUCAACCUUGAAGGAGACUGUCAAAUUCUUAUUAAGCUGAUUAAUGGAGAUAUUGUUUCGACUCUGUUAGAGAUACAUAAUAUUCUUAAAGAUGUUAAAACACUCUCCACAACCUUUCAAGAUAUCUCCUUCUCUUAUGUUCCUAGAAUUUGUAAUAAGACAAACUCAUUCUUUAGCUGCCAUUGCUUCGAGUGA